Molecule: messenger RNA, 3243 nt
Organism: Nestor notabilis (Kea)
Lineage: Eukaryota; Metazoa; Chordata; Aves; Psittaciformes; Psittacidae
Gene: HKDC1
Product: hexokinase domain containing 1
Exons: 18
Coding region: 1-2754 (917 amino acids)
Biological process (GO): glycolytic process; glucose 6-phosphate metabolic process; intracellular glucose homeostasis
Cellular component (GO): mitochondrion; cytosol
Molecular function (GO): glucokinase activity; mannokinase activity; D-glucose binding
Source: RefSeq, a predicted model, not a curated record
AUGUUUGCUGUCCACUUGCUAGCUUUCCAUUUCACAAAGCUAAAAGAGGAUCAAAUAAAAAAGGUUGACAGGUACCUGUAUCACAUGCGUCUCUCUGAUGAUGUCUUGCUGGAUGUGAUGGCUCGCUUCCAGGCUGAGAUGGUGAAGGGCCUGGGGAGAGACACAAACCCCACAGCAACAGUAAAAAUGCUGCCGUCAUUUGUGCGCUCACUUCCCGAUGGCUCAGAGAAGGGUGAAUUCCUUGCUGUUGACGUGGGUGGCUCCCAGUUUCGUGCCCACCAGGUGAAGGUGUUUGAUGACGGGAAGCAGAGCAGCCAGCUGGAGAGCGAGUUUUACCCUACACCCAAGGAGGUCAUACAGGGGAAUGGAGCUGAGCUCUUUGAUUACAUUGCUGACUGUCUGUUAGACUUCAUGGAGACCAAAAACCUGAAGCAUAAGAAGUUACCUCUCGGUUUUACAUUUUCUUUUCCAUGCAAACAGUCCAAAUUAGAAGAGGGGGUUCUUCUUGCCUGGACGAAACACUUCAAGGUCAGAGGAGUUCAGGACACAGAUGUGGUCAGUUCUCUGCGCAAGGCCCUCCAGAAGCAUAAGGACAUAGACGUUGAUGUUUUGGCACUGGUCAAUGACACUGUGGGAACCAUGAUGACUUGUGGAUAUGAUGACCAGCGCUGUGAAGUUGGACUCAUAAUUGGAACUGGCACCAACGCCUGUUACAUGGAGGAAAUGAGGCAUAUCGAUCUGGUGGAAGGCGAUGAAGGGAGGAUGUGCAUUAACACAGAGUGGGGUGCCUUUGGAGAUGAUGGUGCUUUGGAUGACCUCCGCACAGAGUUUGAUCGGGAGCUAGAUCUGGGAUCUCUCAAUCCUGGAAAACAAUUGUUUGAGAAGAUGAUCAGCAGCCUGUAUUUGGGGGAACUUGUAAGACUCAUUCUCCUAAAAAUGACAAAAGAGGGUCUGCUCUUCAAUGGGAAGGUGUCAACAGCUCUGCUUACUAAGGGCAAGAUUGAAAUGAAACAUGUCUCUGCAAUGGAAAAAUAUAAGGAAGGUCUGAGCAACACAAAAGAGAUCCUUACAGAGCUGAACCUGUUUCCCUCUGAAGAGGACUGCAUCGCUGUUCAGCAUGUCUGCACCAUCGUUUCCUUCCGCUCGGCCAACCUCUGUGCUGCCGCCUUGGCAGCCAUUCUGACCCGACUAAGAGAGAAUAAAAAACUGUUGAGGAUGCGAACGACGGUUGGGAUUGAUGGGGGACUCUAUAAAACCCACCCCCAAUAUGCUAAACGUCUGCACAAGGUGGUGAGAAGGCUGGUCCCAAACUGUGAUGUUCGGUUCCUCCUCUCUGUGAGUGGCAGUGGGAAGGGGGCUGCCUUGGUCACAGCAGUGGCUUACAGGCUGGCUGCUCAGCGUAAGCAAUUUGAUGCUGCUCUUGCACCAUUUCUGCUGUCCCUGGAGACCCUCAGAGAAGUUAAAAACAAAAUGAGGACUGAGCUGGAAUAUGGGCUAAAGCGAGAGACCCAAGCUAGUGCCACAGUGAAGAUGUUACCCACAUAUGUCUGUGGGACACCAGACGGAACAGAGAAAGGAAAGUUCCUUGCCCUUGAUCUUGGUGGGACAAAUUUCAGGGUUCUGCUGGUCAAAAUCAGAAGUGGGAGAAGAAGAUCUGUGCAAAUGUAUAACAAAAUCUUUGCCAUUCCUUUGGAGAUCAUGCAAGGGACAGGAGAAGAGCUCUUUGAUCAUAUUGUCCAGUGCAUAGCAGACUUUCUGGAGUACAUGGGGAUUAAAGGUGCUCGCCUGCCUCUGGGCUUCACCUUCUCCUUCCCGUGCAGGCAAGCCAGCAUUGACAAGGGAACACUUGUGGGAUGGACGAAAGGUUUCAAGGCAACAGACUGUGAGGGAGAAGAUGUUGUUGAUAUGCUGAGAGAAGCCAUCAGGAGAAGAAAUGAGUUUGACUUGGACAUUGUAGCAGUGGUGAAUGACACCGUUGGGACAAUGAUGACAUGUGGAUAUGAGGAUCCAAACUGCGAGAUUGGCCUUAUUGCAGGAACAGGCAGUAAUGUGUGCUACAUGGAGGACAUGAAAAACAUAGAGAUAGUGGAAGGGAAUGAAGGAAAAAUGUGCAUUAACACAGAAUGGGGAGCAUUUGGUGACAACGGCUGCAUUGACAACAUCAGAACGAAGUAUGAUAAAGAAGUAGAUGAAGGCUCACUAAACCCAGGGAAACAGAGGUAUGAAAAAAUGACCAGUGGAAUGUACCUAGGUGAAAUAGUAAGGCAAAUUUUGAUCGACUUAACCAAACAAGGACUGCUGUUCAGAGGACAGAUUUCGGAAUCACUCAGGAAAAGAGGCAUAUUUGAAACAAAAUUCCUGUCUCAGAUUGAGAGUGAUCGGCUCGCCCUCCUCCAAGUCCGGCGAAUUCUGCAGCAGCUUGGCCUGGACAGCACAUGUGAAGACAGCAUCAUUGUGAAAGAGGUGUGUGGAGCUGUUUCAAAAAGAGCUGCCCAGCUCUGUGGGGCAGGACUGGCGGCUAUUGUAGAGAAAAAGAGAGAAAACCGAGGUGUGGACCGCUUGCAAAUCACCGUUGGAGUAGAUGGGACUUUGUACAAGCUCCAUCCCCAUUUUUCUAGGGUCCUACAGGAAACAGUGAAGGAACUGGCACCUCAGUGCGAUGUGACUUUCAUGCUUUCUGAAGAUGGAAGUGGGAAGGGAGCUGCCCUUAUUACUGCAGUAGCAAAAAGAUUGCAUAAUGUUGGACAGAAGUGAAAAUGAGAGGUCAAGUAAUUUCAGCCCUGCCAGGCAUGCGCUCUAGAUUUGCUGAGUGGUGAUUCAACAUAGCUUUGCCAGACACCAGUACACAGGUACCUGUUUUCAGGGAACAGCUAGUUUUGACCAACCAUAAUCACGGAUUUUUGUCCUUUGAUAAGUUGGAUCAGAGGUUUCUGCUCCCCACCGGCAUUAUGUCUUGGCAUACCACAGUCUACUCAGUUCUGUACUUUCUGCAAUACAUCUAUAAUGUAUAUGGGAGAGUGAAAACAAACAAAGCAAAAUUAUCAACCCCAAAUGUGUCUUUUUACUAUGGCUUAAUUAAGCUACUGCACUACAGUUCAGUUUAUCACUAGUUUCUUAGGGUUUCUGUGUGGUUUAGUUUUGGCUUGGCCUGGCUCAAGGAAUAUUGAGAUCCUGAUGUUGCAUCUAUCUAGUGGACAUACUUGUUCAAUGCUUCACAGGUUUUACAAUAAAUCUGCAGGUAAA